Oryctolagus cuniculus (rabbit) is the source of this 423-nucleotide messenger RNA. RefSeq names its product ZNF593 opposite strand (gene ZNF593OS). The record is from RefSeq and is a predicted model, not a curated record. Lineage: Eukaryota; Metazoa; Chordata; Mammalia; Lagomorpha; Leporidae.
CAGGGGUGAGCAUCCUCAGAGGGCACAGCUCCUAUGCAUACGUGACGUCAGGGAUGCCUAGGCCCUGGUCUCCACUUCUGGGCACCAGGAGCGCCACCAACGUUCACGCACACGCUCACCCCACAGGCCGCCGGGGAGAGCAACGGCCCCCACCAUGCGAUUCCGACGCCUAACCCCUGGCUACUUCCGGGUGCUACAGAUGCAGGUAGCCGGGGAGCUGAAGGCAGAGCCCCGGAGUCCACUGGCUGGGGUGGUGGCUGCACUGCUGGCUGUCCUUGGCCUGGGCGGUUCCUGCUAUGCUGUCUGGAAGAUGGUGGGGCAGCGGCGGCCACCACAGGCCCCAUGAGGAAGCAGGCAGCCUCUCAGCGAGGCACUGGGGUAGGUGACUCGGGGGGCUGCAUUUUGGGAGCUCUGGAGGGAAGC